AUGCAGGCCUUAGGCUGCUGCUGCUGCUGCUUAGUGCUCUCCUUCCUUCUAUUCUCAUCAUUCUCUUCAGCGCUAUCCAAUAAAGAAGUCAAUAUCAUUGCUCGUCGCCAACUCUUAAGUUUGCAUCCUCACGGUGGUGAUUUACCUGAUGACUAUGAGUUUCAUGUUGAUUUGAAUUGUACAUUUCCUAAUUCUAGGCUUAGACGUGCCUACAUUGCACUCCAUGCAUGGAAAAAUGCAAUCUACUCAGACCCUUUGAACACCACAGGGAAUUGGGUUGGUCCCAAUGUUUGUGAUUACAAUGGUGUAUUUUGUGCUACGUCUCUUGAUGAACCAAAAGAAACUGUUGUGGCUGGCAUCGAUAUGAACCAAGCUGAUAUUGCUGGGUACCUUCCGGCGGAGUUGGGUUUAUUGACAGAAAUUGCUUUGUUCCACAUCAAUUCCAACAGGUUUUGUGGGAUUGUUCCUGAGAGUUUCAAUAGACUUACGCUUCUCCACGAGCUUGAUAUCAGCAACAACCGGUUUGUAGGUCCAUUCCCUAAGGUUGUUCUUUCAAUUCCAAAUUUAAAGUACCUUGAUGUUAGGUACAAUGACUUUGAGGGAGAGUUGCCUCAUGGGCUCUUCGACAAGGAAUUUGAUGCUCUAUUCUUGAACAAUAAUCGGUUCACAUCCACAAUUCCUGAUAAUUUCGGAAACUCUCCUGCCUCAGUUAUUGUAGUCGCCAAUAAUCAUUUCAAGGGCUGCAUUCCAAGUAGUAUUGGAAAAAUGGCUAGCACAUUGAACGAGAUUAUAUUCUUGAACAAUGAUUUUUCAGGAUGUUUGCCUGCUGAUAUUGGAUUGCUUGGAAAUGUGUCGGUGUUGGACAUUGGUUCCAACAAAUUCAGUGGAAUCUUACCAAAGACAUUCGAAGAGCUUUCCGAGGUUGAAGAGUUGGACAUUUCGGGCAACAUGUUGACAGGGUUUGUGUCCGAGAGCAUUUGCCGAUUGCCUAAAUUGGUGAACUUCACAUUCUCCUACAAUUACUUCAAUGGUGAGGCCCCAGAAUGUGAGCCUCAAUCCAGUAAGGACAUUGCUUAUGAUGAUACAAGCAAUUGCUUACCAGAUAGGCCAAAACAAAAGUCAUCGAAAGUUUGUGCUUCUGUGGUGAACCGACCGGUUAAUUGCAGCAAGGCCAAGUGUGGAGCCUCAUCACCACCUUCUACACCAAAACCAUCUCCUCCCAAAGCAUCACCACCACCACCAGUCCAUUCUCCACCACCGCCACCAGUCUAUUCUCCUCCCCCUCCUAUUCACUCCCCACCACCACCACCACCACCAGUCCAUUCUCCACCGCCGCCACCCGUCUAUUCUCCUCCCCCUCCUGUUCACUCCCCACCACCACCAGUACAUUCCCCACCACCACCACCACCACCGCCGCCAGUACAUUCCCCACCACCACCACAACCACCAGCUCACUCACCUCCACCACCGGUAUAUUCCCCUCCACCUCCAGUUCACUCUCCACCACCACCUCCACCUCCAGUAUACUCACCUCCACCACCAGUUCACUCUCCACCUCCACCAUCACAAGCUUCGUCUCCUGCACCAUCUCCUGAUCCUUAUGAUAAUUCACCCAUUAUCAGGGAACGACCUCCACCUCCCCCAUCUCCCUCACCACCCCCACCUGUGAAAUCACCACCACCAGUCCACUCUCCUCCACCGCCAGUACAUUCCCCACCACCACCACCAUCACCAGCUCACUCACCUCCACCACCGGUAUAUUCCCCUCCACCUCUAGUUCACUCUCCACCUCCACCUCCACCUCCACCUCCAGUAUACUCACCUCCACCACCAGUUCACUCUCCACCUCCACCACCACAAGAACGACCUCCACCUCCCCCAUCUCCCUCACCACCCCCACCUGUGAAAUCACCACCACCAGUCCACUCUCCUCCACCACUAGUUCAUUCCCCUCCACCUCCAGUCCACUCUCCUCCGCCACCAGUACAUUCCCCACCACCUCCAGUCCAUUCUCCUCCACCAGUACAUUCACCACCACCCCUAGUUCACUCACCACCACCACCAGUACAUUCCCCCCCGCCCCCAGUCCAUUCACCGUCGCCACCAGUAAAAUCACCACCACCCCCAGUUCACUCACCACCUCCCCCAGCACACUCACCGCCACCACCAGUUUUCUCACCCCCACCACCAGAGUUGGCUCUUCCCCCAACGACCGGCUUUGAAUACAGUUCACCACCUCCACCUCUAUACCAAGGCUACAAUAAAUAG
Molecule: messenger RNA, 2268 nt
Organism: Quercus robur (English oak)
Lineage: Eukaryota; Viridiplantae; Streptophyta; Magnoliopsida; Fagales; Fagaceae
Product: pollen-specific leucine-rich repeat extensin-like protein 3
Exons: 2
Coding region: 1-2268 (755 amino acids)
Molecular function (GO): protein binding
Source: RefSeq, a predicted model, not a curated record